Molecule: messenger RNA, 519 nt
Organism: Phialemonium atrogriseum
Lineage: Eukaryota; Fungi; Ascomycota; Sordariomycetes; Cephalothecales; Cephalothecaceae
Exons: 2
Coding region: 1-519 (172 amino acids)
Source: RefSeq, a predicted model, not a curated record
AUGGCUCCCCCUACAGUAUACACCGUCCGCUAUUACAACUCGUACAACACCGCCGCGGUCAUCCUGUACCCCAUGGUCACCAGCCAGACGGACCCCAGCUCGCGUAUCUGGAACGGCCGCGACGGGCCAGGCCAAGCCUGGCGGCAAUAUGACGGCAACGGCCUUGUCGUCGAUCUGUACGAGAACUGCGACGGCAAGCUAACCCCUGGGCAAUCGUACUACUUCGCGGCGGACGUGGUGGGCGGGCACUCGCCGUGGCUGAGCGACUGCCUGUUCCAGUACGACCCGAACAGCACAAACGUUGCCAAUGUGCAGUGGUCCGGCAACUCGCUCGACUGCGGCGCCUCGUUCAACGGUAUCACGACCUACCCGACGGUAUACGACCCGGAUGCCGUUGGCGGGAAGAUGAAGCUCAACGCCGGCGAGCGGACGUAUGGACAGACGAAUGAAGGGGCAGCCGCAGCGGGGGGCAAGCCGCCGUUGAAGCAGGGACAGAAGGCUACAAGUGUAACGGGCUGA